Molecule: messenger RNA, 615 nt
Organism: Lactuca virosa
Lineage: Eukaryota; Viridiplantae; Streptophyta; Magnoliopsida; Asterales; Asteraceae
Source: the annotation of a GenBank genome assembly
AGAUCAACCAAAACAAAUGGCGACCACAAUUGCGGAGCUGGUAUUCAUCCCUGCACCUGGGGUUGGUCAUAUCAUGUCCACCAUCGAGAUCGCCAAACUACUUGUAUCACCACAUACAUAGAUUCGUUAUCUAAAAGCACCAUGGAUCGCAUAUCCUUCAUUCAACUCCAUCAAGACGAAACCCCACCAGUUAUGGACUCCAAAGCUCCUGUGGCUUCCACUCAAGCAUUUAUCAAUAGUCAUUGCAAAUACGUAAGAGACGUCGUGGCCGAUAUGAUAAAUAAACCUGGUUCAGGUCGGGUCGCAGGGUUCGUCGUUGACAUGUUUUGCACGGCGAUGAUAGAUGUUGCUAAUGAGUUUAAUGUUCCCACCUAUGUUUUCUUCACUUCUAAUACUGGUUUUCUUGGAUUUAUGUUCUAUAUCCAGACACUUUGUGAUGAUCAUAAGAAAGACAUUCUUGAAUUAAGCAGCAGCUCAGAUGCCAUGAUAUCAAUUCCGAGUUUUGUCAAACUGGUGCCCACGAAGGUCUUUCCAGCCACGAUCCAGAGUAGAGAAGGGCUGGAGAUUUUUCUGUUCUGUGCUCGGAAACUUAGAGAGGCGAAAGCCAUCAUGGUC